This is a messenger RNA of Aspergillus novofumigatus IBT 16806, 468 nucleotides long. Its product is annotated as putative C6 finger domain protein. The transcript has 3 exons. The record is from RefSeq and is a predicted model, not a curated record. NCBI's taxonomy places the organism in Eukaryota, Fungi, Ascomycota, Eurotiomycetes, Eurotiales, Aspergillaceae. The coding region runs from base 85 to 342 and encodes 85 amino acids.
AUUUACUCAACUCUUGACCAACUCUUAACAUAGUAGCGUAGCCGCUUACCCUUCCGCUAAUUUUACUUUCAGCCUGCCCUAAGAAUGGAGAAAGAGCCUUUGGAGGUUACUUCCCCUUCAAUAUCCUACAGAGUCCUACAAAUUCCAAGGUUGCUAUUCCUCGGAUUGCGUGCUCCCAGUUACAGAACGCAGCCUACCAUGCUAAGAGAGCAUGCCUGGGAUGCAGACGGAAAAAGGCUAAAUAUGACAGUCACCAACCAUGUUGUUAAUGUAUCCUUUUCAAUGCCGCUUGCGAGUACGCCAAGGGGAAGGAAGACAGAAUUAAAAGAACUUAAAGAAUAAAUUGAUGUGUACAACCAGUUGCUGCGGCGGUUACGAUUCAAGGUAGAUGUUCACAACCGAGAGGUGAUUGAUAGGGUUCUCAACCAGGUAGGCAUAUCCCUUCAAUCAUCAUAUGCAAUAAUGCCC